Molecule: messenger RNA, 708 nt
Organism: Durusdinium trenchii
Lineage: Eukaryota; Dinophyceae; Suessiales; Symbiodiniaceae
Source: the annotation of a GenBank genome assembly
GCAGUAGGCAUGACUCAUUUUCGCUAGACAAUGGCGGACGAAUCGAGAGCUACGGAGUCCUCCGCGCUGACCCCGGCCCAAGAAGCCUUUACAGAGCUGCUUGCGCCCAUCGGAGGGCAGCUCACCCUGGGAAGUACCUUGGGCUUCGCAGCCGGUGUCGCUUUGCGCACGGUGGGCCGAGUGGCUGCCGUGGGUGUGGGCUGCACCUUCUGCGUGAUCCAAGGUUUGGCUUAUCACGGCUACAUUGAAGUCAAUUGGCGAGCACUGGAGAGAGACUACUUGAAAUUGCUGGACAAAGACGGUGAUGGCCAGGUGGGUGCAGGUGAUCUUGCGCAUGUUUGGCAGAAGACCGUGGAUUGUCUAGCCUUCAAUCUUCCAGCUGGCAUGGGCUUCACUGCUGGUUUGGCCUAUGGCUUGGGCGCAUCUGCAAGCACUUCUUGGCGUCUUUCCUUAGCAGCAGGUUUGGCGCCCCGGCUUUUGGCCGGGCGCAUGCUGUUGGGCCUCGGUGCGACGGGUUCGCCAGCAGCAGUCACAGGGCUCUACACUUGGUGGCAUGGGCCCAGCCAGGUACGCCCUGGCUACUGCCGCAGUUAUCUUUUAGGUGAGCCUGAAGAGAACUGCACAUGGCCUGAAAGUCUUGCCAAGAUGAGGCGAUCUGCUGCAUAAACAAAGAUGAGCCUUCUCCUUUGGCAAACAAAGUCCUUUGGC